CUCAUUCCGGUCUCCAUGUUUAUUUUGGAUCCCAAACUAAAGAAUUUUGGAUCCAGGUUUGUGGCUCCGAUAAACAUCACCAUAGCAACAGAGACACACCUACCAAUGGCUGCUGUCGUUACCUCUACCUCUCCUGCAGCUUAUCCUCGGAUAAUGUCGCCUUCUGUCCCACAAGCCACUCUCAGAGAGCCUCCUUCUCGAAUGACGCUUCACCAUAGCUCAAAAUUUAAGGAAGAAAGAGCGCCUGAGGAGGAGGAGGACCACAACAUAUAUGCUAUUGCAGCAAGUCCAGUUCCAGUUGCAGAGGAACCGACUGGGGUUAGGCAGGUAGCUGAGACAACAACAAGGGAGAAUAGCAAGCCGAGUUGCUGUCGCAAGAUCAUACACCAAUUUGAAAAAGAGCACACCUUUCGUCCUAAACUCAACCCGUCCUCUCUGAAGAUAGUUGGUCAAAGACAGCAUCAGCCACUCUUGUCGAGACUGAGUGAAGCCAAAAGAGCUCAAGGAAACAAUGCUCACUCUUACUUUGAUGAGAACCUUACAUUUUCCCCAAAGCUAAACUCGCUGAGUAUUAAAUUGGCACAAGAGAGAGCUGGUAAAUUGCAUGAGGUCCAGUCAAAAGCUUCUGCUCUAGCUGCUAUCAGAAUAGCAGAAAUCCAUUCAGAAUACACAUUCAAGCCUGCCGUACUGGGACGAAGCAUACGUAUAGCUGAGAAACUUGAUAUGGGAUUCUUGGGUAGGCAACAACAGCAUAUUGCAAGAAAGCAACAACUGGCUGCUCAGGAGUAUAUAUUACCUCCACAGAAACCCCCACCCUACAAACUAACACCACGUCUCAAACCAAAUAACGCCAACCAAAUAACAUUAUCUACUCCUCCUGUUGUAAAAUCUCAACAAUUCUCUCAUAAAUUAUCUCGGAGAAGGCACAGAAGUCAAACAGCUCCGUGUCUCCCUGUGUCUGAGCUCAAACCAAACAAACCUGUUCUGUUGUUAAGGCAGGAAUCAGACAGAGGAAAGAAACUACUAAAGUCUCCAAAGAACAAGUCUGUUGAAGAGAGUCCAGGUUUGCUACAAAAGAACUUUAAACAGCUUAAUGAGGGGGAUCGUGUGAAAAGGAUUAAAGUGCAAGCAGAAAAAGCCAUCAGAGCAAAGAAAGUUUUCCAAAUUAAGGGAGGCUAUCAAACAAUUCGUAAAGCUCUCAGAAGUAGAGGGUGGGUUGAGAACUGCUAUCAUUGUGAUUACAAGACAAAUAUUCCGCCAUCAAAGAAACCGACGAUUGUCAGCCCUGGCAGUAAUGAUGAUGAUGAUGAUGUCUAUGACAGUAGUGAUGAUUGUGACAGCAGUGACAGUGAGAGUGAAGAUGAGAAAGAAGACGAUGAGGAAUACAUGAUGCUGUGCAGGGCUGUUAGAAACUGUGAACCUCAUUUCAUCUGGUCUUUAAGGAGAGUUGAUGUGCAUCAUCAGUACCUUAAGAAAGAUCAAAUGGUCAAUCACUUCUCAGGAGCUAUGUUCACAACUAAAUUUGGGCUUUGUGAAAAUCUUCAUGACCUCCCAUGGUAUGGUGAUGUUGAUGCAGACACAUUCUUCCCUCGGUGCUAUCAACUAAACAACGAUGAAGAUAAAAGGGCAUUCAAAGAGGACUAUCAACUUACCGCUGCCUUUAAUGUACUGAAGAUUAUAGCCUGUGAGAAUAACCCUUUGCUCUACUCUCACUAUGGUUCAGUGUCAAUGGUUGACGAGAGACCUCGUGUCAUUAUUUCAUCAUCUAAUGAGUCAGUAAAGCCAUCUAGUACCUCAGAAACUCUCACCACUUCAUCUUCAAGCGCAUCUAUUUCAGCCCCCGCAACUCCUUGUGAUAAAAGAACUCAAGAUGGUGACAGAAACUGUAUGUCCUCUUCACCAAAGAAGAGACUAUCGCCAGUUGUACCUGAGGAGUUGUUGCUGCUGUCUAUCAGAGAGACAGAAUCGUUUUUAUCAAGACUUGAUCAUGAAGAUAUUGAAGGAUCAAAAACGCAACUCGAAUCCUCUAAACUCACUCAAGAAGAAUGGUGCCAGUUAUUGGCUUACUACUAUAGCCUCAUAUUUUGCAAUGGUGUCCUGUUUUGCUCAAAGUCAGAUGCAAUCAGAGCCGAAGAGCUUCUACUACAACUGAAGAAACAUUAUCCUCAGUUAUCAAUUGAUGGCUCUAGAAAUAUAUGGAUCAUAAAACCUGGUGCUAUGUCAAGAGGACGUGGUAUAAUAUGCAAAGAUCACUUACACGAUAUCCUUGACUUUGUCAGUCCCUCAAUUUUGAUGAAAAAGAACAUGUGGGUUGUCCAGAAGUACAUUGAGCGCCCACUCCUUAUAUAUGCAACUAAGUUUGACAUACGCCAGUGGUUUCUUGUGACUGAUUGGAACCCACUAACAAUGUGGAUGUACAAGGACUGCUACUUACGUUUCUCAACUCAGCUUUACAGCCUUCAAAAACUGGACACGAGCAUUCAUUUGUGUAACAAUUCUGUGCAAAAACACUUGACCAAUUCAGAAGAAAGGAGUGAAAACCUCCCUCAGGAUAAUAUGUGGGAUAGCAAUACUUUUCAAUCUUAUUUAAAGAGUAUUGGUGAGGGAGACAAAUGGAGAAAAGUGAUUUAUCCAGGAAUGAAGCAAGCUAUUAUUAGUGUAUUGCAAGUGUCACAGGACAGAGUCAUUGACAGAAAGAAUACAUUUGAGUUAUAUGGAGCUGAUUUUAUGAUUUGUGCCAACUACAAGCCAUGGCUGAUUGAGAUUAACUCUAGUCCAACUAUGGAGAAGAGUACAGCAGUCACUAAAAAGCUGUGCAAACAAGUGAUGGAAGACACCAUAAAAGUUGUGAUAGAUCGUAAGAAUAACAGAGAUUGUGAUAUCGGUGCCUUUGAGCUAGCUUACAAACAGGCAAAGCUUGAUGUACCUCCUUACAUUGGCUUGCAGUUGACAGUUGAAGGUUCGGCUAUUAAAGGUGUGCCAGCAAGCAGAUCGUGGAGAGGAAGACAAACGGCAACAACUGUACCUAUUAUUUUCGGUCAACAAUAAUUAUUUUUUCCAACUCAACAUUACUUUAUUUAUUUUGUUCAUGAAUCUUAUUUUCUUUUUUUUUAACUAAAAUAAUAACGAGCCACUCCUUCAAAGCA
Messenger RNA from Amphimedon queenslandica, 3146 nucleotides. Its product is annotated as tubulin monoglycylase TTLL3-like. NCBI's taxonomy places the organism in Eukaryota, Metazoa, Porifera, Demospongiae, Haplosclerida, Niphatidae. Gene Ontology annotation, molecular function: protein-glycine ligase activity, initiating. Gene Ontology annotation, biological process: protein polyglycylation. The transcript is spliced from 17 exons. The record is from RefSeq and is a predicted model, not a curated record. Bases 16 to 3048 code for a protein of 1010 amino acids. Gene Ontology annotation, cellular component: microtubule cytoskeleton.